GAUGCUAUGUCCGAGAUACGAAAUCUUCAUAUGAUAUGAUACCCGCUAUGUAACACGAUCACAGACUAAACAUGCCCGAGCUCGCCCAAAGAUAAUAUAAAACCAAAAUGGCGCACGACAAAGAUUGGACAGACUAUUUCGGAGAUUUUCCCAAUCGGACCAGACUCGAAGACGAACCAGCGAAAAACUUCAGCUACUACGACAAUUUGGGCGAAGAAUACACAAACUUCACAUCUGACGACUUCUGUUCAUCGAAUCGUUCCCAUGUUUAUCUGAAUGUCACAUGCGAAUUCCCGAUCAAUUAUGCUGAACCUAUGUAUGGAUACAUCGCGCCGUUCUUGCUCGCAACAACAAUAGUCGCCAACACCCUCAUAGUAGUGGUCCUCUCCCGUCGCCACAUGAGGACUCCUACCAACAUUGUCCUGAUGGCUAUGGCGCUAUGUGAUAUGUUCACAAUGCUGUUCCCUGCACCGUGGCUCUUCUACAUGUACACCUUCGGGAACCAUUACAAGCCCCUCAGUCCAGUAAGAGCGUGCCAAGCCUGGAACUACAUGAACGAAGUGAUUCCUGCGAUGUUCCACACAGCUAGCAUUUGGCUUACUCUUGCGCUCGCGGUGCAGAGGUACAUAUACGUGUGCCACGCGCCCGUCGCCAGAACCUGGUGCACAAUGCCCCGUGUCAUAAAAUGUCUGAUCUACAUUGGAGUAGCGGCUUUCCUGCACCAGCUGCCGAGAUUCGUGGACCGGCAAUACGUGCCCCACCUGACUGUCUGGCGGGGACACCUCGAGGAAGUCUGCAGAGUGGAGUUAGCACCAUGGGUCAGCAGUCUCUCCAUGGACGCGUACUUCAUCUCCUACUUCACAUUCCGAGUCCUAUUCGUCCACCUCAUACCGUGCACAUCCCUAGUCGUUCUUAACGUCCUUCUGUUUAAAGCAAUGAGGACAGCCCAACUGAACCGUCAGAAACUAUUCAAGGAAAACAGGAAAUCUGAAUGCAAGAAACUCCGCGAUUCCAACUGCACAACCCUGAUGCUCAUCGUGGUAGUAACUGUCUUCCUGAUGGUAGAAAUACCUGUUGCCGUCGUCACCAUACUCCACAUUAUAUCUAGUAGUAUAGUAGAAAUUUUAGAUUACAAUAUCGCUAAUAUACUUGUUUUAGUGACAAAUUUCUUCAUCAUAGUCUCGUAUCCCAUCAACUUCGCGAUUUACUGCGGCAUGUCUAGGCAAUUUAGGGAAACCUUCAAGGAAUUGUUUAUCAGAGGAGCUGUUACAAGUAGAAAAAAUGGCGGCUCUAGUCGAUAUUCCCUAGUAAACGGUCCUAGAACGUGCACAAACGAAACAGUGCUUUAAUUGUAUAACAUUACUUAUUUUUUUUGUAUAUAAUCUCCUGAUUGUAUUUGACUUUUGGAUAUUUAUUGUUUUGUCUAUUUAUAUUGUGUAGUAGACAUAUCAAAAUUUAUAUUCGAAAUAUGAAAUGCAAAAAAAUAUGAUCGUAUUACUUGGCUCAGAAUAGCUUCUGUCGAAUAUUAAAAAAAUGUACAUUGUUAAAUUAAUAUUAAAACUUGUACUUAGAUGUAGUUUUUGCUGUUGUGUUAAUUAGUAAUAGAAUUACACAGAGUGUUCUAAAAAUGUUGUAUAUUAUAUGAAUACAAUUAAUAUUUUAAAAUUGAAUUAUAACAUUUUCGGAACAAUCUGUAUAUUCGGUACUUUUUCAUAGCUGUGGGAUAACCUGAUCGAAUUGUUGUAUAAAUAAAUAUAAAAAUUUAGUUUUAAUAAAUGUGUAAUUUAUUUAAUGAUUAGCUGAUCUUGCAGCCAAAUGGUGAGCCCCCAUUUGGAAAAAGUAUCAUUAAAUAAAUGUAUUUUAAUGUAAAUAAAACUAUUUAAUGUAAAAUUUAAUUAAAUAAGAUAUUGUCUAAAUGUUACACACUCUUUGUGUCUUAGAUAUGAAUGUAAUUUACAAUUUUUUUCAUGUAAAUAUACAUUAAUUGUAAUAAGUAUUUGUAGAAUUAUUUUGUAAUAGUAAUAAAUGAAAUGUAAUUAAAUUUAUAUUACAAACGAUAAAAGUACGAAUGUAUAAUUUUGUUGUUGUAUUAAAAUGAAUAAUUAUUAUUUACGAGGCUUUCAUUGGUUGAUUAUGUAGGAACAAAAAUUUAUAGAUGUAGCAUAUACAUAUAACAAUUUUGUUUAUUAUGUCAGUUGACUACGGACCAUGGCGAAUCAAACUAACAUAAUUAGGGUGCAUUAUUAAUAAAAAAAACUUGU
Messenger RNA from Diatraea saccharalis (sugarcane borer), 2261 nucleotides. The record is from the annotation of a GenBank genome assembly. Lineage: Eukaryota; Metazoa; Arthropoda; Insecta; Lepidoptera; Crambidae.